AUGUCUACAACCAAUAAGCAGACAAUAACAUCCGGUUCGGUCCACGGUGCUGGACCAACCGACAGCCAUGUGCUGGCUCAAGUGGAACAGGAUGAAAAAGGCCUCUCGCAGAAAGCUGGCGAUACACCGGAAAUUACCAAUCUUGGAUGGGAUGAAUCUCCAGAUUUUAUCGAGGACUCUCUAGUGGCUGGACUAUCAAAUGAGGAUUUAUGGAUGCUCAUUAGACGAUUUGACAAGCAAGUCUAUCGAGUCCAAGCAGUACCCGAUGCCCCCGUGCAGAGACUAGAUCUUACGCGAAAAGACGACGAUGAAUUCUCGCCAGAUAAACUCAGAGCUACACUGGAACGUUUUUAUACAACGAUUAUCGUUGGUUUGACCAAUUGUAUCAAGCAUAUUGCUCGAUUAAGGUCUUGGAAGGAGCCGCGACGAACCGCUGCCUUCUGCACGGUUUACCUCUUAUCAUGGCUCCUCGAUCUACUCGUUCCAACUAUGCUGUUCGCCCUGAUUGCCCUGGUGGCCUACCCACCAUGUCGAUCACUCAUGUUUCCUCCCGCACCAAUUGCUCUUGUCAACAAGGAUACAGGUGGUGUACAAAAGCCAAAGGCGGGGAUUCUUGGAUCUCCUGACAGUAUCACCGGGGCCCCCGAGAAAUUCAAGGGCGAGGCAGCUGAGCAAGAGGCCAGCAAUCUUGUUGCAAGCGUUGCUAGUGUGGCCGUGGGAAGCGCAGUCGGGAAGCAUGAUCAGGGAGUCCCUGAUGAUGCACCCCUCGAAGACGAUGUGCCAGAUGCGAUGGAAAUUGUUUCCAAUACUGCUGAUGCGCAAACCACCGCCCAUGGAAAAGUGCCGACAGACUCCCAUGACAAAACACGACAGCCUAUGAAGCAGAGCGUGAUGGAUGCUGCGAAUGUUUCAAUGAAGGUGAUAGGCGACAUCACAGAUACCUAUGAGAAGCUGGGCAAUGCUCUAUCCCCAACGACCCCGUUUCCCCAGCUGACUCCCCGUCUCCGCCUAGUAGCUGUGCUGGGCCCAGCAUUACUGGCCUCGACACUGACGUCCUGCUACGUUUUCAUGAAGCUCAGUACACUUUUGAUCGGGCUCGCCUUCUUUGGAGACCCUGUCACCAGACGCGGGAUUAUAUAUAUGAACCGCCGUUUCCCGGGGUGGCAGACGCUCAUUGAGUUGCAAAAUUCCCUUCUGAAAGGUAUUCCAACAAAUGCUCAACUGGCCCUUACUCUUCUCCGCAUCGGGGAGGCUAAUGCGUCACCACUUCCACCCCCUCCAACCUCACAAGACAAAGUGCCCUCGCGGCCAGCUUCUUUACACGAGGAAGAACUGACCAUAGGUGCUACUGACGAGGAAAUUAAACAAGCUGCACUGGUCAAGCCUGACGACCAUAUCCAGGAGGCCCAAGAUUCGCCAGAGAAAGGCCACAAAAGGACAUUGGGGUCCAGUAUUCUGGGCUUCUUUCGAGGAACCACGGCAAGUGGUGUCGAGAGCAAAAGAGGGGUCGAUCGGUUGCGAGCAGCAAUUGGUUCACACCGUGCCAAGAACCGUGUCGGUGUCCUGCGCGAUAGAGGGAAGAGGAUAGCACCAAAUGGGCCUGUCGCAUUUGACGCUCGAUGCAAAGGCAAGCGCGGUACUGUAAUUAUUGACUCAACUAAGGAACCUCCACUGCUGUAUUUCACGACCGAUACGCCGCGGAAGGGAGAUGCACAGUUGGAGGAUCGCAAGGCUGGAUCGGUCUUGUUCACUAUGCCGGUGACUGACAUCCAGGAGAUGCGAAAGUUAGGUGGUAUGGGGUGGAAAGGGAAAUUGGUUGUAGGUUGGGCUCUUGGUGGUAAGGAGGUGGUAGAUGGCUUGCUCAUCACUGGCAAGAAGCCGGAGCAGUCGUAUCAACUUACUGCCAUGGGGACAAGGAACCAAUUGUUUAACCGGCUCAUUGCCAUUGACGGACAGGUUUGGGCGAGCUGUUGA
This is a messenger RNA of Penicillium vulpinum, 1974 nucleotides long. RefSeq names its product DUF3292 domain-containing protein. The record is from RefSeq and is a predicted model, not a curated record. Bases 1 to 1974 code for a protein of 657 amino acids. Lineage: Eukaryota; Fungi; Ascomycota; Eurotiomycetes; Eurotiales; Aspergillaceae. The transcript is spliced from 5 exons.